CGGCUGGACGGGCUGGUGAAGAAGGACAAGGUGGUGGUCUUCCUCAAGGGGACGCCGGAGCGGCCCCAGUGCGGCUUCAGCAACGCCGUGGUGCAGAUCCUGCGGCUGCACGGCGUCCGCGACUACGCGGCCUACAACGUGCUGGACGACCCCGAGCUGCGGCAAGGCAUUAAAGAUUACUCCAACUGGCCCACCAUCCCACAAGUGUACCUCAACGGCGAGUUUGUGGGGGGCUGCGACAUUCUUCUGCAGAUGCACCAGAACGGGGACCUGGUGGAAGAGCUGAAAAAGCUGGGGAUCCGCUCUGCCCUCCUUGACGAGAAGGACCAGGACUCCAAGUGAGACACCGCGGGCCUGCGGGGCAGAGACCCACUGCCUUUUGGAAGAGCCUUACCACGCCGCGUGCCACAGCCGCCCGCCCGCCUGCCUGGCCGUUGCCCGCCACAAGCAGGCCAACUUGGCAUGUGCUCUUGGCGUGAGAUUGUCCCGUUGUGACCUUCACGACCCCACGCUGUAACAAUUCAUGUGUGGACACAAUUCUUUCUGGCGUUGUCUUCUUCGUGGCCCGUCUGAAGUGUGUUAGUCACUUGGCAAAGAUGCUGUAGCCUCUCCCCGCCCCCCCCAAUUGUUUUUGUAACUUCUUCUAUGCAGAAAAAUGAUGGACAAAGAAGAGAAUGUGGUAGCUGGGGUGUCCUUUUUAAAAAUAAACUGCCAGCUCAGCGAA
Molecule: messenger RNA, 724 nt
Organism: Dipodomys ordii (Ord's kangaroo rat)
Lineage: Eukaryota; Metazoa; Chordata; Mammalia; Rodentia; Heteromyidae
Gene: Glrx5
Product: glutaredoxin 5
Exons: 2
Molecular function (GO): disulfide oxidoreductase activity
Source: RefSeq, a predicted model, not a curated record